CUGUCCCGUCGAUCAAGUCUCCGAAAAACUACCCGGUUAUUGUCUCCGACGACGUAGAUCCUAUACACCUCCUUAUACCGACCUUAGCGAGAGUUUGUUCACGCGCUCGACCUACCUCCCGUAUUAUACCAUUCCGUAUCUUCGGGCUGCUCCCUUUCGAGGCUACUAAGUGACAGAUUCUAUGCUACGAUAGCAUCACCUCGAUUGCCUUUCAUGACUCUCCGACCUUAAUUCGACACUUUUCUAUUAGUUAGACGACCAGCCAAGUUCCCCGCCAGUUUGGCUACAUUGUCUUGCUUUGGACAUAAAAUUCGGAUUGACUACAUAUAAUAACGGCACAUGAUGGAUGAAUAUACGGAGGCUCCGAUGGAUAGCGAUGAUGUCUUUCCUUGCAAAGGCUGUGGAGAGAUACUCGAAGAGGGUAAAGCAUUUGAACUAGCUGGGAACCGAUGGCAUCUCAAUUGUUUCCGAUGUAACACUUGCGGUACCCUCCUCGACUCCGAUGCGAACCUUCUGUUGCUGGGAGACGGCUCACUUAUCUGCAACAACUGCACUUACAGCUGUAGCGCUUGCGGCGACAAGAUUGAGGAUCUCGCGAUACUUACUGGAGACCAGGCCUUUUGUGCUGCCUGUUUUCGAUGCCGAAAUUGCAAGAGGAAAAUUGAAAACCUGCGAUAUGCGAGGACAUCACAAGGGAUUUUUUGCAUGAACUGCCACGAGUCUCUAAUGGCUAGGCGUAGAAAGAAAUCUAAAGCCGCCGCCCAGGCAAAGGCGCGCGAAAAAGAUGCGUCGCCAAUGAUCGUUGACAAAUCUCUUCCGGCACUCCCUCCUAAUGCAAUACCGCCGAAUGCCUUCUCUGACGACAGAGUUGAUCCCGAUUCCGAUACGCCUACAGAACUAUCGCCGCGACCACGACCCGGAUACCCUCGGAACGACUCGUCAAGAAGCAAUUCGAGACCAUCUAGAUCCCCCGAACGCUCGGCCGAUCAUAGUGGAAGAGACGAUGGCUUGCCUCUCCCUUCGCGGGCUUAUCGCAAUAAUCGAAAGUCAACUGUAUUUUCGGGUAAUGAGGUCGGAGGUAGUAACGCUGCCGAUGAUCAAAGUUUCUUCAUCCCUGUUGCUUUGGACCCGAGCCCGGUGCCGUCUACAACCCCUCGGUCGACCUCAGAGGCUCUGGCCGACCCUAACAGGAAGCCAAAGGACAAAGACUACUUCAGUCUCCCCAAGCCGACUACUGGUUCGGAUCGAAAGGAUACUUCGCAAUCCUCGACGCCGCAUAUUGCUUUCCAAGAGAAGGGAAGGCAAUCUUCAUUAGAUCAUGAGACUCCACCUCCUAAAGACUUAGGCAGGAAAUUGUCCAAGUCUUCUAGGAGCGAUAAGAACGCGCCACCGAAACCAUCUCCCCCAGAAGACCGAUCCCAGAAGGCACCGAAUGGAAAGGCUCAUCCUUCAGAUAAUUUCAAGUUGCAGGAAGCACCGAAGAGUAAAAAGGCGAACUCGCGAACGAAUUCCGAAUCAAAUGCAAUCCAGGACUCUACCCUCUCUAGGGAUAGCAGCAGUUCUAGCCGAAGGAAUAGUUUGCCUCAACAUUUGAAUGCAGGUGAUAAGGCGGGUACUCCACGUAGUUCACAGGACUCUCGCCUCAAAGAAGAUGACGAGGUACGAUCUAACGAUGCUCCAGCCAUGUCAAGUAGCAACAAUGGAAAGUCUGUUGCCAGAAAAGAGCUCCCACCUGCGGCUUCUAGAAAUAUAAACGGUGCAGCCUCUCGGCCUGCCGAACAAAAGCCAUCCGAUGCUUAUAUGACCCCUAGGGCACCACCUGCUCCACCAGUAUCGGCUGCAGGUCAGGAGUCGGUGAACUCGAAUGGUGAACCCAAAACAUCGCCUAAAUUGCCCAGAUGGAGCGCGGGUGGUGACUUCAGUAUGGAUGAAGAUAUGGCUCGUAUCCUAGGCACAGAUGAGGGUUCUUCUUCCAUUCUUCGCCGGGUUUCGACCGCGGUGCGGCAUGGACGGACUAAUAGUACUGAGUCAAGUACUAAUCUUCCCCGCAUUGGCCAUACGCGAAGCGCCAGCGAAACAACCCGUACGACUACGUCGCCCCGUUGGCCUAAGACCCCUAUAGCGGAAGAUGCCUUACAUGUCAACAUACAUGACCUUACCAGUCCGAGCGAUGACCCGGCUCUGUUGAAACGACGCCUACGAAACUCGGAACAGAGAGUAGCAGAACUAGAGCGCCAGUUCAAUAACGAAAAAGAUUUGUUAAAUAUUAACCAGAAGUUAGAGGAGAAGCGCAAGACUGUUUCUGUGUUGGAUACUCAAACCGAGAUAAUGAUUCGCCAGUUGGAAGUACUGGCCGGAUACGUAGAAAGGGCUAAGGAUACUAAGCGACCUAUUGACCCGCGCGAGUUGGAGGAAUCUGCACUGAAGGAUUUUGUACAAAAGCUCGAGAAGCUGAAGCAGUCCAUGUCAGCUAGCCUCGAGCAACUUCACACCGAGCGAGAUGAACUUGUUGAGGAAAAGAAUAGAGCCAUCGCGGAAAGAGAUCGUGCUCGAGUGGAAUUUGAACAACUAGUGUCUAAGAAUGCACAGUUGGCCGACUUGAACAACGAUCUUACAAACCAAAUCCAGGAACGAUUCAAGAAUCAUUCGGACCCUAAAUCACCUCCGAACGGGCUCGGUAUUUACAACCAACACAAGGGUUCAUCGAACCACUCAAUUAGCUUAGACAGCUCCAGCAUUCAGACCGGUACGACAAUCCUUGGCGGAGAUCAGGAAGAACCAAUCCUCGAGUCAGGACCAACUGUAGUCAAGAUAGGAAAGGGCCAAGUCAAGAAGUUCAACUGGAAGAAGGGAUCAAAAGCCAUGGCCCAGAACAUUGCCAAGGGUGUGAACCGUACAGUCGUCGCCUUCCAACAGCCAGAGCGUGAGCGUCACGGGCAGCAGCUAGGUAUGGCCGGCGAGAACAUUGGUCUCCCUUACAAUAUGACCAUCGUGCCUGUUGAAUCGCCAGUUACGCAUACGGUUAUCAACGGCCAAAAUCACGGCCAAAAUCGCCAACCCUUAGACGGUGGCCGUCAAGGAUUCUUCGGGUUUAAGAAAGGGAACACGCUCCCGAGAACCAUGACGGCAACGAACAUGUCAUCCCCGGCUGUUGCAGAAGCACCGUCUGUUCUUUUCGGUUCUGAUCUAUCAGAGAGAGCUGACUAUGAACGCCGCCAAAUUCCGUGCGUUGUGACGCGUUGCAUCGAAGAGGUCGAGCUGAGAGGUAUGGAUAUGGAAGGCAUCUAUCGCAAGACUGGUGGAAAUUCCCAAACCAAGGCCAUUCAAGAAGGGUUCGAUAAGAAUGAGAACUUCGACAUUUCGGAUCCGGAUAUAGAUAUCACGGCGGUAACAAGCGUGCUGAAACAGUAUUUCAGGAAACUACCGACGCCGUUACUGACGUUUGAUGUAUAUGACCGCAUACUGGAGACAAAUUCAAUUGCAAAUGAUGCGGAUAAAUGCACCCAUUUGCAGAGUGUAUUCCAGCAGCUGCCGCCUCAGCAUAAGGACUGUCUUGAGUUCCUGAUGUUCCAUCUUCAUCGUGUCGCUGAGCGAGAACGAGAGAAUCUUAUGACCCCGAAGAAUCUUGCCGUGGUCUUCGCACCGACUAUUAUGCGAGAUCACAAUAUCGAGCGAGAAAUGACAGAUAUGCACGCUAAGAAUCUUGCCGUGCAAUUUAUCAUCGAGAAUACGCAUAACAUUUUCACAUAAACCACUUGGAAUUCUCUUAUUUGCGCCAUCCAUACUUGUACUCGACAUUUGUACAUACUAGACCGAAGGACAAGCGUGGUUCUCCGGCUUGGGAGCGAGACGACGCGGAAGUCAACAGCAUUCAUGUCUACCUAGAAAGCCCGGAGUUCUUUUUU
Molecule: messenger RNA, 3905 nt
Organism: Daldinia vernicosa
Lineage: Eukaryota; Fungi; Ascomycota; Sordariomycetes; Xylariales; Hypoxylaceae
Product: RhoGAP-domain-containing protein
Exons: 6
Coding region: 340-3750 (1136 amino acids)
Biological process (GO): signal transduction; regulation of GTPase activity
Cellular component (GO): cytoplasm
Source: RefSeq, a predicted model, not a curated record